AUCCGCAUACGUGUGGGUUCUUGAAGGAACCAGAGAAAAGGGGAAGUUGUCAGGAUGUUGAACGCCUGCGUCUGCUCCACUGCAAAUCCUCUACCAGCUUCAAUUCCAAGAACAAGAAAUCCAUGGAAAUCCGGUUAUUUCCUGUCCCUGAACAAGCCAAUUCCAUCUUCCUACCGGUUAAAAUCAGUUCCGGUAACCAGAGUUCUCAAAGAGCAGAUGGAAACGAGGGACACUGUUUUGAUAGAGACGGUCGAGGAGGAUGCCGGGAUGAAAGAAGACGGGGAGGAAGAAGAAGCUCGUGGAAUCAGUAGCAAUGGAGUUGCAGAAGCUACGCCAGAGGUGGGAGAAACGCCAAAAUCUUCUUCCAGAGUUUCCGAUAGGGACGAGAAGAGGGCGGCGGAGGAUGACGUCAGCUCCGAUAGGUUCAAGUUGCGUAAUGGCAGAGAGGUCUUUGAAGAAAAAGCAUACAUAGUUGGUGUUGAACGUAAAAGUGAUGGAGAUAAUUCUUUUAGUACAGAAGAAUCACUGAAGGAGCUAGCCCAGCUAGCAGACACUGCUGGGCUUAUGGUCGUUGGUUCUACUUCACAGAAGCUUUCUAUUCCUAACUCAAGGACAUAUAUAGGAUCCGGCAAGGUUGCAGAAAUCAAGAGUGCAAUUCAUGCCCUUGAUGUUGAGACUAUAAUAUUUGAUGAUGAGCUUUCAGCAGGGCAAUUGCGUAACUUGGAAAAGGCUUUUGGUGGGAAUGUUCGUGUUUGUGAUCGGACGGCCCUCAUUCUAGAUAUCUUUAACCAACGAGCUGCAACACAUGAAGCGGCUUUACAGGUUGCAUUGGCACAGAUGGAGUACCAGCUACCACGACUGACAAAAAUGUGGACUCACCUUGAGCGUCAGGCAGGAGGGAGGGUCAAGGGGAUGGGUGAGAAACAAAUCGAAGUGGACAAGCGUAUCUUACGAACUCAGAUUGGUGUUUUAAGAAAAGAGUUGGAAUCUGUUCGACAACAUCGAAAGCAGUAUCGCACCCGCCGUUUAUCUGUACCAGUCCCUGUAGUGUCUUUGGUUGGAUACACAAAUGCUGGAAAGAGUACGCUCCUGAAUCGGUUGACUGGAGCCAAUGUACUAGCAGAGGAUCGACUGUUUGCAACACUGGAUCCGACUACAAGAAGAGUUCAGAUCAAUAAUGGGAAGGAGUUUCUCCUAACAGAUACUGUUGGAUUCAUCCAGAAGCUACCAACUACACUUGUUGCUGCAUUCAGAGCAACACUGGAGGAAAUAUCAGAGUCCUCGCUUUUGGUGCAUGUUGUGGAUAUCAGCCAUCCACUAGCUCAGCAACAGCUUGAUGCUGUCGACAAAGUUCUGUCUGAACUAGAUGUUGCAUCAAUUCCGAAGCUAAUGGUUUGGAACAAGGUUGGACAUCGCAUCAUUGCUCACAGCUUAUUGCAGGUUGAUAAAGCUAGUGAUCCUCACAAAAUCAAAAUGGAAGCAGAGAAAAGAGGAGAUAUUGUUUGCAUGUCAGCUCUAAAUGGUGAUGGACUACAGGAUUUCUGCAAUGCUGUUCAAGAAAAACUGAAAGACUCUAUGGUAUGGGUGGAAGCUUUGGUCCCAUAUGAGAAGGGGGAACUCCUCAAUACCAUACAUCAGGUUGGAAUGGUACAGGAAACUGAAUAUAUGGAGAAUGGGACUUUGGUUAAAGCAUACGUGCCGCUUCCACUUGCAAGACUGCUCACACCUAUGAGGCAACUCUGUAAAUCAUAACCAACAUGGUUCUGUAGCGUACCAACUGUAUAGAUAGUUUCAGGUGUUGUAAAACUAUAACUGUCAUUUUCCAAUUUGAAAAACUGAUGUAUUCAGUUUACCUUUGCCUCCUCCUGUACAUGUUUUAGUAUUGUGUAC
Messenger RNA from Magnolia sinica, 1890 nucleotides. RefSeq lists its product as uncharacterized. The record is from RefSeq and is a predicted model, not a curated record. NCBI's taxonomy places the organism in Eukaryota, Viridiplantae, Streptophyta, Magnoliopsida, Magnoliales, Magnoliaceae. Gene Ontology annotation, molecular function: GTP binding; ribosome binding. Bases 55 to 1752 code for a protein of 565 amino acids. Gene Ontology annotation, cellular component: cytoplasm. The transcript has 13 exons.